Messenger RNA from Calypte anna (Anna's hummingbird), 4303 nucleotides. It is a transcript of the gene TCAF2, whose product is annotated as TRPM8 channel associated factor 2. The record is from RefSeq and is a predicted model, not a curated record. The coding region runs from base 550 to 3270 and encodes 906 amino acids. Lineage: Eukaryota; Metazoa; Chordata; Aves; Apodiformes; Trochilidae. The transcript has 9 exons.
GACUGUGCUACUUCUGGCCAAAUAAUUCCAGUGAUGUAAAAUCAGACCACGAUCUUGUCAAUCGUAUAAAAAAGGAUUGCACUGAAAGCCAUGAACACCGGCUGCCCAUCCCACCCCGCACAGCUUUGCGCUUUUCCCCUCUGGGUCAGCAUUUUUCCGCGGAGCUUUCCCGGACCUUCGUGAACUUUCCUCUCUCUCCUCCCGCUUUCCCGACGGGCCCUGGGCGGGCAGCACCGCAGUCCUGCGUCCUGCAGUCCAACCUCGGCUCGAAUCAGAAGAGCUGAGGCUGCGCAGCCGCGGACGGAUAGCGCCCACCACCGAGCGGCUGAGGCAGGGGCGGACGCGUUCUGGCGCGGCUUCUGCUUUUGCAUCCGUAGCUCAGUGUUUGAUCCCUCGGCAACAAAACCAGUCGGUUUAGCAUCUCCAGCUCAGUGAAGAUAAUUUUGCUGAAGAGCUAAGUCAAACUUCCCAACUGAAGGAGCCUAAAUAGAGCACUUGUAACCCGUCGUUCUCCAAGGACUUGGCUAUUGAGAUAGGAGUGACCUGAAGAUGAAACCUUCUGACACCUAUGAGCUGUUAGUGGAUGGUGUUGGGCCGUGGGACUUCACUGGUGGCUUUGUUCCUUGUGAGCUGCUACUUGUUGGAGAGGAUGCCUACCCCAUCCUUGUGAGCUCUAAGAAGCAGGUUUUGAUUGCUGUUUCACACUAUGGGAAGGGCCGAAUGGUGGUUGUUUCCCACGAGGGAAUCUUAAAGGACUCCAAGUUUUCCCAGUUCCUCAGAAAUGCUGUGGAGUGGCUCAAGCCUUCCCCCAAAGCCCUUGUUGGGGUCCAUCCUCAUUUAGAUGCCCUCUCCGAGCUGCUGCUCAGGGCUGGCAUCGGAGUACAGGCUGGGGCAGAGCUCAGCUCCUCCCUGGGGGUGUACUGUAUGGAUGCCUAUGACAGCACACGGGCAAAAGACCUUUUUGGCUUUGUGAAGGAAGGUGGAGGGCUGCUCAUUGGUGGCCAGGCCUGGCACUGGGCAAGUCAACAUGGCAAUGAGAAGGUGCUGCUUGAAUUCCCUGGGAACUAUGUGACCAGUGUGGCUGGUGUGUACUUCACAGGCAAUGCUGUGGAGAAAGGCAUCUUCAAAGUUGCCAAGAAGAUUCCCAAGGUUGCCCUGGUUGUCUCGCACCAGGUCAACCUCAGCCUUGAUGCUGAGUUUCUCCUGCACAGUGUGUCAGAGCUGGAUUUGGUGACAGGGGGCAUGCCCUCCAUCUUGCUGGUACACGGGUUGCUCUCCUUUCCACUCUGCCUGGACAGCUCACAUCGCUGCCUCUUGGCUGCGGCGCACUACGGCCGGGGCCGUGUUGUGGUGGCAACCCACGAGAGUCAGCUGUUCUCCCCAAAGCUGGCCAGAUUCCUGCUCAAUGCUGUCCACUGGCUGGACGCCGGGAAAAAGGGGCUGGUGGGUGUUGAUGCCAGCCUGAAGAAACUGUGCAGCCUCCUCCCUCCGGAGGAAGUGAGGUGCCAGGUGUCACAGCUGACAGGAGACAUCAGCGUGUACUGCUGCUCUUCUUACAGUGACAGAGAGGCGGAGAGGAUUCACACUUUCGUGGCAGAGGGAGGUGGCCUACUCAUCGGAGGCCAGGCCUGGUACUGGGCUUCCCAGAACUGUGGCAAAGCGGCCGUGGCAGAAUAUCCUGGCAACAAAAUCCUCAACCGCUUUGGGAUCAGCAUCCUGGGGCAGAGCGUCCAGGCAGCCAAGCACCCAGCCCUGGGUCCCGGGGAGCACUACCACUUCCGCAGAGCUCUGGCUCUUUUCAACAGGCAUGUAGAGAAGCAGGAGGAGCUGCAGACCCCGUUGGUGGACUGGCUGCAAAGGCUCUCUCAAGACUGCGCCGCCUUCCUGCACAUCCCGGCCGACGGCUGCCCCGCCUACGCCUCACUCCACCGCAUCCUGAUCAAAGUGCUUCAGAGGUCUGGGCUCCCACACGUCAAUAAGCACUGCCCCGUCAAGAGCAAUUCGAAAGAAGCAGUCCUGCUCCGCAUGGCCACUGAGCUGUCCCUCACUACCAUGGACAGUUCGGCCCUGGUGCAGAAAUCUGCCACCGAGGUCUGUGCCCACCCCAUCACUGUGGAAAUUGAUGGCACAAACCCAGGUAAGACAGCCUGGAGGAGCACGGGACUCUACCUCCCUGAAGGGCACACUGCAGUUAUAACAUUCCCUUGCCAGGUGGUCGGUGCUGGUCUGAAGGUGCAGAUUGGAUGUCACUCAGAUGACCUCUCUCAAGCCACAGAGCUGAAACGGGCCCCAGUGGUGAUACGGACCUGUGAUAUUGCCUGCCAGAAACAAUCCCUUUCCUGCCUCUGGGGUGGUCUCAUUUACAUCGUCCUGCCAGCAGGGAGUGUCCUCGGGAAAGUGCCCAUCACAGUAGAAGGGGCAGUCAGAGCUCCCUUCUUCAGGCUUGGGGAGACCUGUGAAAGGCAGUGGAGGAGCUGUAUCCGGCACUACCCUGCUCCUUGGGCAGAACUGGCUGCUGAGAAUCUCAUCCUGACUGUGCCAUCGGAGAGCAUCCGCCACCUGGAGAACCCAGAGCCACUGCUGACCCUGUGGAAUGAGAUCAUGGUGGCAAUAAGCAAACUGGCAGCCACACCAACAAAAUUCCCAAGGCCGGAGAGGAUUGUAACAGAUGUCCAGAUCUCAUGUGGCUGGAUGCAUUCUGGCUACCCCAUCAUGGGCCACCUGGAUGCAGUGAAGGAGAUGUUGGACACAAAGCACAUGAAAACCACUGGUCUUUGGGGUCCUAUCCAUGAACUGGGACACAAUCAACAGCAGCAAGCAUGGGAGUUUCCCCCUCAUACCACAGAAGCCACUUGCAACCUCUGGUCUGUCUAUGUUCAUGAGAAGGUUCUGGGGAUUCCCAGGCAUCAGGCCCAUAAGGCACUUAGUUCACAGUGUCGGGAGGAAAGGAUAACAGAGUAUCUGAAGAAAGGUGCUCAACUAAAGGACUGGAAAGUGUGGACUGCACUGGAGACAUACCUUCAGUUACAGGAAGGGUUUGGUUGGGAUCCCUUCAUCCAUCUCUUCUCCGACUACCAGAAAAUGUCCACUGUUCCAAAAGACAACCCUUCUAAGAUGAACCUAUGGGCACAGAAGUUUUCUCAGCAGGUGAAUAAGAACCUUGCUCCUUUUUUUACAGCCUGGGGUUGGCCUAUCAAGAAAGAACUGUCUGUGGAACUGUCCUCUUUGCCCAGCUGGGAACAGGACCCAAUGAGAUCCUAUAGACCAUGAAAGUAAACCUAGAUUCUUAUUCUAGCUAUGGCUAGUCUCCUUCUGUACUGCAUGAUAGCUCAACUAGGCACUUAGCUUUAGCUUCCUUCUGUCAAUGGAGGACAACCUCAGCAGAAAUUCAGCAGAAACCUGGAUGCAGCACAGCAGCCAUCUAAGCCAUAUUCUGAACUGUUUAGUGAAUGAGCUUUGUUCUGUGUUCUUCAUCUCAGGAAUGUCAUUCUGAGUAGAUACAUGUCCUGCAGAGCCUUUCUCAGAUGAAAUGGAAAUUAGAGUUACUAGGAUGGUCUCAAGGACAAUACGAAGAGUAUGGGUCUGUCAAGCAAAUAGUAGCUUCCACAAUAUUGUAUUCUUGUGUUAUAAUCUCAGUAACAUGAGAUUUUCACUAUGGUUUUGGUUACCCUAAAAUCCCUAGUCCUUAAUCACUCUAAAUAUGCAGAACUUCCACACCUACUAUCAUGAAAGUGACCUUACAAUGCUUUUAUAUGGCUUACAUAAUGCCUGAUAGCUGAUACUGAAAUGCUGUAGAUUUCUUCCUGUACUGUAUGACUCUGUGACCCAAUGCCCAGCUUCACGAAGUCGACUGUAAGUUGUAGCUGUUGUUGUUACCCCAGCCUGACAGCAAGAUCCAUGCCAUGCAGGACUGCAGAGUGGGAACAAAGAGGUGACUUGUAGUCAGUAAUGGCUUAACUCAUGGACUCAUCAAAGGUUAAAAAAAAUAAGCACAGACAUGACAGCAUGAGGGAGCAGAGAGGAGGAAGACAGCAGAGAGAAGGAAUGCAGAUCCAUCAAGACAAAGGACCCCCCUUUUCCAAGAAGCACAGAAGUUAAGCUUUCUCUUACCUCACUCAUAAUGCUUGGCUAGCAUACCACACUAGUGAAUGCACAGGGCUGGCCUAAUAACCAUCUUAGCAUUCCAGUCCCAAACCAUUCCCUGUGUUAUCAGCAAUAAAUAAUAAAAUUGUUGUGGACUUGCAGGUUGUGAGUGUGGUCCUACUUUCAUGUAUGUUCAGUGAAAAAAUGCCUAAAUAGAAGU